This is a messenger RNA of Medioppia subpectinata, 588 nucleotides long. Lineage: Eukaryota; Metazoa; Arthropoda; Arachnida; Sarcoptiformes; Oppiidae. The record is from the annotation of a GenBank genome assembly.
AGUAUAUUGGCUGCGCUGGGUAUUUUGCGAUGUGUCAACUGGGACUAUUACGCCAAGACCGAUUUUGUGCCCGUAGACAAAGUGGUUAAUGCCAUGAUUGCCGUCGGCUGGGCUACUGGUAAUAAGAAAAGCUCGGAGAACCUAAAGGUAUACAACAUAACGUCAAGCAAUAUAAACCCGAUAACGUGGGGACAACUGUUUGAAUACGGCUAUGAGGGCGCACAGGAGGCGCCGUCCAUACGCGCGGUGCGGCCCAUAAUAAAGCCGCCCAAACAGUCGGGUCCGCAUCCGGUGAUCAAUCCGUUGAAAAUAUUUUUCUCCCACUGGAUGUUUGCCUACUUUCUCGAUUUAAUCAUUAUGAUUACUGGCAACAGAAGGAUUAUGGUACGCAUAACGAGCAAGAUGCACUACGCGCUGGACGUGAUGAACUACUUCACCCAGCACCAAUGGGCGUUCAAAUCUAGCAACAUGCUACAAUUGUACGGAUCGAUGUCGGUGGAAGAGCAAGGCAUGUUCAACUUUAACAUGUCGGACAUUGAUUGGCCACAAUUCGCCAAAGACUGUCAUUACGGCAAUCGGCGCCACCUG